Messenger RNA from Lytechinus pictus (painted urchin), 2464 nucleotides. RefSeq lists its product as uncharacterized. The transcript is spliced from 7 exons. NCBI's taxonomy places the organism in Eukaryota, Metazoa, Echinodermata, Echinoidea, Temnopleuroida, Toxopneustidae. Bases 540 to 875 code for a protein of 111 amino acids. The record is from RefSeq and is a predicted model, not a curated record.
UCGUUUAUGAUGCAUGUUUCGUGCUGCCUUUCCGCGGUAAGAAGGUGAGAGCUGGAAUAUUAACUCUGCGUGAAAACGAGUUAUUUUAAUCAAUUUGCUCCAAUUAUCCUGUCUUUGGGUCAUUAUUAAAUAUUUUUCCCUCAACGAGGGGAGUGGAAGGUCAUGUUGAAAAGUCACAAUACUGGCACAUUAGCUGUACAUUGACUAGUAGUUACAUUCCGAGGACGUCGCAUCACUAUUACUUCGGAACCAAAGCGUGGAGUAAUAACUUAUGUCAAACAUGGAUUGUAUGCAAAACAAGUUGAGUUUCCUGACAUGAACUUUUUGGAGAGUGUAUGGUGCUCAAUUGUAAAUGACUCUGGAUCUACACUAUUUGGCUGAAUACACCGCAGUCCAAAUAGCGAUUCCAGGAAUGAUGAGGCGCUGAUAUCACUUCUGAAGAAAGCAGAGAAUUUGAGGUCCCCAACCACAGUGUUCAUGAGCUGUCCUGAGUCCAUGCAGUUUGCAGUGAAACAAGCGGUAGAAUACGAUUGGUAGCCAUGCAGCCUGUUACAAUAGUGGAAAAUCACCCUCAGCGGGAGGGCUAUGCCGAGAACUACAGCCUAGGGGGUGCCACAUGUGCCUCUGUGAUGCUAUUGCUAUACGCCAUAGGGGUGACGGUGUGUGGAGGUGUUAGAUAUAUCGCAGAUGCGACAGGUGCGAUUAUUUUACCCCCAUCUACCAUAUCAUACGAUCAGAUCUGCGCCUUCGCUCUCGGAGGGCUUUAUCUUUUAACUUCAAUCAUCGGAUUUGGAACAGCGUGUAGGAACAUGUGCAUGGUAAUUAUGUUUCUUUUAUCUGCUCUUAAUUGUUUAGUCGGUCACAAAUACCGUUAGGAACCGCUGCGAACGUCGUACGAACGAUUCUUAGACCCGAUUCGGAAGACAUUCUCAAGAAUGCUACACGAAACCAGCGUUCGCAGACCGUUCGUAGAUUGUUCGUAGGUUCGCCGCUGGGUUAAUGGUUCCUUCCAAGAUUUUUUUUGCAGUAAACGUUGUACGCUGGCCAGUAGUAAUAAAGUCAUAACCAUGCGAGCUUUUGUAGGUUUGAGAGUCCAUAUUAAUUCCAACACCUUUAACUUUUACAGUGAUCGUAUAAACGCCUUCAGUUGAUGUGUAUAGAGGGCUUUUACGGCCUUAUCAAAAACUUAGGCUUUACGAAUAAUCGUUCGGCACUCUUACGAUCGACCUCUUGUAAGGUGUUCGCAAAAACUCGUAAGGAGUGGGUGGGUACACAAAAAAGCGACUGUUGAGUAAAAUUCUCUCAUGAGUAUCGUGAGUUUCACGUACGGCAAUCUUGUGACAAUAUCAAUCAUAACAUGGCCGUACGUUUGACGAAAGAAUAAGAAAGAAUUUGAAUAGGAAAUGGGAAUGCAGGUUAUUGCCGUUUCCUCAACUUUUAUUAACCCGUUUGAGUUGGCAUAUUCAAUUCAACUUCAAUACAACACUGUCAUUUAUAUGAAAAUCAUGUAAAAACAUUUUCAAAUAUCCGUUCGAAUUUUAGCAGUAGCAUAUUCCAAAUUCUAUAACAUAUAAAAGAGUUAGUCCAAAUCAUUAAUGUUUUAUUGAGUAUGUAUCCGACCGAAACAAAUUGCCAAAAUCACAAUAUUUUUUUUUUAUCUACUCGAAUUUUAGUUGGUAUGGACAUUUUUACUGAUCGGACAAAUACUUACCAAAACAGUGUUUACUUUGACCAAUACUUUUUAUGAGUGGAAGGAAAUAUUUCAUGGGGUACUUUAAGAAAAAUUGACAUAAGAUCGUCUUCCUUUGAAAUAUGGGGAAGGACCUCCCGUGAUCCCAGAAAACUUUUUUAAAAAUGUCAUGGAUAAUAAAUUAAUUUGAAAUAGAAAGCUUGAUAAAGCUGUAUAUGCUCUAAAGCUUUGUCUUCCUUUCAAUCUAUACACACCUUUGAGAGUCUUUCUGAGGGAGGAUUAAUAACUUGUAUUCAUUUAUUUCUUUUCAACCUUUGCCGAGUAUUAAAAGACAUUACUGUGGCUGACUAUACAGAUAAUGACAAAGCAAAUGAAUCGUUAUAGUUAUAAUUCCUAACUACAUGUAUCUACCUUCCCCAAAAUUAGAGGUAGCAUGCGUGCCGACAAAAGACGUAGAAAAAAUAAAAAAAUAUAUAUACAAAAAAUGAGCACAGCUUCAAAGCCAUCAAGGGUUGUCCCUUUUUAUGCCUUUGCAUUGAAUGAUCAUUCACGCGUACGGCUCAGCAAAACGUUCCUGGAUCGAGUCGCCGAUUGGUCUACCAGCUAAAUAUGAUUGUUAUUCUAUUUCAUAAUAUUUAAAUCAUAAUAUUUUGAUCAUUGAAUGAUUGGUCACACUGCUUUGGAAACAAAUAAGGGGUGCUGGUUUGUUAAAACAAGACCAAGAAAAAAGGGUUUCACUUCGAUAUGACCAUGACGACAAAGGAGUCUGUUCAG